AUGAAGAGGCCAGCUUCGCAGAAAAGGCCUGCUACCAGCCUGCAGAAGACAGCCUCCAAGAGAGGCAAGAAGGAUGAGCAAGUGGAACAGGAAGGUGAAGAGGAAGAACCAAAGGAGGAAGAUGAAGAGGAAGAAGAACAAAAGAGUAAAAGACUACCUCUCACCCAGAAAGCCUUGAAGGACCACCAGGCCUUUUUGACAGAGGCUUCCAAGCUCAGUGCAGAGCAGUUUGACAAGGCUUUUGCCAAGUUGCCUGAGCAACAGCAGCAAUCUCUGUGGAAGAGAUUCGAAGGCAGCAGAAAGUCAGUGGGUAGAGAUGAGGAGUACAAGCAAGAGACAACUGGCACAGAAUCCCAACUCAGGAAGAAACACCUGCUUAGGUCUUGGUGUAUGGAUGGAGGCAAAUGCUCUGAGAGGUACAGGAAAGCCUUUGCCAGCAUCACUUUGGAGAAGAAGCAUGGAGUGGAGAAGACAUGGCUGAGCAAGAAGCAGAUGGAAGAUGAGUUGGGCCUGGAUGAGAUGAAAGCCAGAUUGGCUGCCAGGACCCUGAGAUGGAGGAGGAAUCCAGAGGAUGGGCGCUUUUUCCAAUUCCAGAAGCUUUCUGAGAAGGAAGCCACCUAUGUCAACAAGUCGAAGUCUUCCAAGGUGGAGGCAGUGGUGAUGGGUCUUAAGGACAAAGAGAAGAAUCAGAAGAAGGAAAAGGAUGACAAGUGGGCCAAGCUGAGCCAAGUUGGAGAUGGCACAAAGACAGAUGAGAUCCAAGAGAAACUCAUGAAGUUCAAGACUGAGACCUCCAAAGAUUUGGCCACCUUGGAUGGAGGAGAAUUCGCUCUGAAGAAGAAUGGAGAGAAAACACUCCUAAAGCAUGUGCAGGCAGUCAAGAAAAAGGCUGGUGCUUCCUUGGAUGAGAUCACCAAGCUCAUGGCCAAGAAGGGUGCGAAGAAGGAGGUGGUGGCUGUUCUCACCAAAGCUUUGUCCUGUCUGAAAGAAUGCAAAGCCGCGAAGUUGCAGUUGUCCAAAGCUUUGAAAGCAUAG
Cladocopium goreaui is the source of this 1035-nucleotide messenger RNA. The record is from the annotation of a GenBank genome assembly. Lineage: Eukaryota; Dinophyceae; Suessiales; Symbiodiniaceae.